Messenger RNA from Bemisia tabaci, 4652 nucleotides. The record is from RefSeq and is a predicted model, not a curated record. NCBI's taxonomy places the organism in Eukaryota, Metazoa, Arthropoda, Insecta, Hemiptera, Aleyrodidae.
UGUUUGAAAACGACGCGUUGUCGGUCGCAGUCAUUUUUCCCAGAAUAUCCGCAGCUCACGGAACAAUCGAAAUUUUGGUCGAUCGACGUUCGCGCUUUCCAACUUUGCCAAAAGUACUAUUGGUGUUGUGGUUUUAUUUCAUUGUAUUCAGAUUUUUUUUAUUUAUUUUUUCAAUAUUCAUUUAUUUGAUUUUCUUUUAUUUCCUGUCGUUCCGACCCGACGUAUUUCUUCACACGGUGAUAAUUCGUAUUUUAAUCAUGUCUACGACGCGUUCGCUGCUCUCUUAUUCUUUCAUAUCACUCGAGAUAACGCAAAAAAUUCAACAGCGUUAGGUAGGAAAUGUGAAGUUUAACACUAAGUCCUCGAUCUCAUUUUUUCCUGAAGUGAACUUAUUUUCAUGCGACUCCGAAAAACUCCCGCCGUCAGUUCGACGUCAUUAUGGAAUUAAGCAGCGCUGCUCGUUCUAGCAAUACUGAAAGUGAAAGAGAUCUGACAGAAGGAACCGACACAGUAGACUGCAUCGUUGGAGAACCUGAGUCUCGGGUGAUCUUCAUAAAUGGCCCGCAGCCGAUCAAGUUUGCGAGCAACAGCAUCUCUACCGCCAAAUACAGUAUCAUCUCUUUCCUGCCAUUCUUCCUCUUCGAACAAUUUAGAAGAUAUUCAAACUGUUUCUUCCUCUUCAUUGCUCUCCUCCAACAAAUUCCAGAUGUGUCCCCCACUGGAAGAUAUACCACAUUGGUCCCUCUCAUUUUCAUUCUACUUGUAUCCGCUAUCAAAGAAAUCAUAGAAGAUUAUAAAAGGCAUUUUGCCGAUAGGGAAGUCAAUCACAGACAAGUUGAAACAUUGCGAAAUGGCAACUGGGAAUUGGUUCAGUGGCGGCAUGUUGUCGUUGGGGACAUUGUCAAAGUGCGGAACAAUCAAUUUUUUCCUGCUGAUCUCCUUGUCCUUUCAUCCAGUGAACCCCAAGCAAUGUGCUAUAUAGAGACGAUGAAUCUAGAUGGUGAAACUAACCUGAAAAUUCGACAAGGUUUGCCAACAACAGCCAAAAUAUUAGAUUUAACAGAUUUAGUUAGGUUACGAGCCACGGUUGAAUGUGAGCUCCCAAAUCGCCAAAUUUAUGACUUCACCGGCGUUUUACGAGAAGAUGACAAACAAGGAGUGCCUUUGGGACCUGAUCGAAUCCUACUUCGAGGAGCUGUUUUGAGAAACACGGCAUGGGUAUUUGGAGUCGUCAUUUAUACAGGGCACGAAACAAAGCUCAUGAAGAAUGCGACAGCAGCUCCACUAAAACGCUCAACAGUUGAUAAAAUAACAAAUUCCCAAAUUUUAAUGUUAUUUGGUCUACUUCUCGGCCUGUGUGCUGUGAGUGCCAUAAGUAAUGAAAUCUGGACCUAUAACAGACUAGGUUUCGACUGGUAUCUAGGUGAUGGAAUGAAGAAAACAUUUCUAAACAAUCUACUAACUUUUAUAAUUUUAUAUAAUAAUUUAAUUCCUAUCUCUCUUCAAGUUACCUUGGAAGUCGUUAGAUUUCUGCAAGCUGGUUUUAUAAACGUGGAUGAAGAUAUGUACCACGAAGAAACAAAUACGUUUGCCAUGGCCAGAACAUCGAAUCUAAACGAAGAGUUGGGCAUGGUGAAGUUCAUCUUUUCAGACAAAACAGGCACCCUUACUCGCAAUGUAAUGGAGUUCAAAGCCUGCUCUGUUGCAGGGAAAAUUUAUCCCAGGAGCUGUGAGCAAAAGUGUGAGCUUAUUGAAGAUUUGACAGAGAAGAAAGCUAACUAUAAAAUUAUAGAAGAAUUCCUAACGCUCAUGUCGGUUUGUCACACUGUGAUUCCAGAGAAAUCUACAGACAAAAAUGAUAUCAUUUACCAUGCUUCAUCUCCAGAUGAACGAGCUUUACUUCUUGGUGCCAAAGAAUUCGGGUUUGUUUUUGAUACAAGGACUCCAAUGACGGUCGAAAUAGUUGCCCUGAAUCAAAGGAGGAAAUAUGAAAUACUAAAUGUUUUAGAAUUUACGAGUGCCAGAAAGAGAAUGUCUGUGAUAGUUCGAACAGAGAGUGGCCAAUUGAAAUUGUUUUGCAAGGGUGCCGAUAACGUCAUCUAUGAAAGAUUGUCAACGACUGGGAGGCAGUUUGGCGAAGUCACGCAGAAACAUCUUGAAGAAUUUGCAUCAGCCGGUUUCCGAACACUUUGUUUUGCUUCAGCAGAUAUUGAUGAAGCAAAGUACAAAGAUUGGCAGGAAAUGUACCUUCAGGCCAGCACUGUCAUCCACUACAGGGAAAAGAAACUUGAAGAGGUUGCCAACAUGAUUGAGCUAGAUUUAAAUUUGCUGGGGGCAACUGCUGUUGAGGAUAAAUUACAAGAUAAAGUUCCAGAAACAAUAGCGACUCUCUUGAAAGCUGAUAUCAAUGUUUGGGUGCUCACAGGAGACAAACAGGAAACAGCAAUUAACAUAGGCUAUUCUUCAAAGCUGAUCAGCCAGGGCAUGCCAUUGAUUAUCCUAAAUGAAAAAACUGCAAAUGGAAUACGUGAGUCAAUAAUCAGGCAUUCUAAUGACUUGGGUGAUCGUCUCGGUAAAUCAGGAAAUCCUGUGGCUCUUGUCAUUGAUGGACAAGCUCUGAAACACGCUCUUGUACCUGUUGUUAGAGAAGAUUUUCUCAAAUUAUGUUUAAGCUGUAAAUCUGUCAUUUGCUGUCGUGUUUCACCCAUUCAGAAAGCUGAUGUUGUGGAGCUGGUGACGCAAAAUACAAAAAGCGUGACGCUAGCAAUUGGUGACGGAGCGAAUGAUGUUGCCAUGAUACAAAAAGCACACGUUGGCAUAGGCAUCUCAGGUGUAGAAGGUUUACAAGCUGCUUGUGCCUCCGACUAUUCAAUAGCACAAUUCCGCUUCCUUUUAAAAUUACUUUUUGUCCAUGGCGCCUGGAAUUACAGCCGGGUCUGCAAAUUAAUUUUGUAUAGUUUUUACAAGAAUAUUUGUUUAUAUGUAAUCGAGCUAUGGUUCGCAAUCUACUCUGGUUGGUCGGGCCAGAUUCUCUUUGAAAGAUGGACGAUAGGUCUUUAUAAUGUGUUAUUUACUGCAGCCCCUCCCUUGGCGAUAGGUCUUUUUGAUAAAAUAUGCUCGUCAGAGACAAUGCUAAUGCAUCCAAAAUUAUACUCUCAAACAAGCCAACUUUUCAACAUGAAGAUAUUUUGGGUAUGGAUUGCAAAUGCCUUGUACCAUUCAAUUCUACUCUUCUGGUUACCGAAGAUAGCCUGCGAACAGGAUAGUGUCUGGUCGAAUGGUAAAGAUGGAGGGUAUCUCCUUCUUGGCAACUUUGUUUACACCUUCACAGUUGUUACUGUCUGCCUAAAAGCAGGAUUACAUAUGAACUCAUGGAACAUUUUUAGUCAUAUUUGUAUCUGGGGGUCCAUUCUACUGUGGUUCGUCGUUCUAGUAGGUUACAGUCAUUUCUGGCCCACUCUUCCGCUAGGAGUUGUCAUGACAGGCAUGGAUACCAUGGUUUUUUCCUCUCCUGUAUUUUGGGUUGGACUUAUUCUAGUGCCUGUUUCUGCUUUAAUUUUAGAUGUCAUAUUCUUAGUUGUAAGAAGUACUAUGUUCAAAACUUUUACUGAAGCUUGUCGAGAAGCAGAGAUCAAGAAAGAAUCAACAUCUACAAUUCUAGGAGAUAAGCACUCAGGCACUGAAAGAGCCCGACUUUUGCGGAAUGUUCGCAGCGUUUUCAAUCUUCGUUCUCCAACAUCAAGUAGUACAGGAGUGGAAUUAAGGCAUGGUUUUGCUUUUUCUCAAGAGGAAGGUGGUGUAGUAACUCAAUCCGAAGUUAUUCGGGCCUACGAUACCAAUUUACCAAAACCUGGAGGACACUAGAAGCGUACUUUUCUUGUUGAUCGAGAGGGUUACUGUUUUUUUGGAUCCUUCGUCUUUGAAAUUCCAGCACCAAGCAUUUUAAUCUACGAACUUGUUAAUUUUUUUGGCAAGCUGUUUUUAAAUCUACCUGUGUAAUGAGUCAGUUUUCGGAUUCACUUUCAAAAUUAUUCGAAAUAUUCACCAGUUAGAAACUCAGUCUUAGGAGUAAUAUUUUUCUGGUCAUCUUGUUUUACAAAUUCUAUCAUCGAAUUCAUCUAUUCUCAAGACAUGAGCGCAUGACCUAAGUAUUUAAAAAUGUUCAGUUCCAAUAUUUUUGAACCACUUAGAUCUUUUUAAAACAUAACUGUAUGUAAAGUCCUAUUUUUAUACUCUUCAUUAUCAAUACUAAUCAUUGAAUAUAUAUAUUUAUAUUUUCCUGAAUCUGCAUUAACUUUUUGUAAAUAUUUUUAACUUAAUCCAAAAAUUCUAGAGUGGAAAUGUGAACUUCACUGAACUUAUCACACUCCCUGUGUGCUUUUCAUAAGGCACAAAUAAAUACUAAUUCUCACUUGAAUAUACCUCAUGAACAAAUUAUAUAUUUGUCUGGUAGCUGAUCAUAUAAUUUAUUCAAGUGUUCAUAAGUUAAAAAUGAUUUUCAGCAAAUCAGCAGCUUUGCUUUCAGAAAUAAUGAAUUUCCCCUAACAUGAAAUAGGUUUUUUCCUUGGAAAAAAACCCUUUGUCCUCUCAACACUACAUUAAAUUAACCAACAUUUUUAUGUCUUGAGGUAAUUUCUAUUUUUAGGACACAA